Messenger RNA from Lipotes vexillifer (Yangtze River dolphin), 1410 nucleotides. RefSeq names its product phosphatidylserine decarboxylase (gene PISD). Gene Ontology annotation, cellular component: mitochondrion. NCBI's taxonomy places the organism in Eukaryota, Metazoa, Chordata, Mammalia, Artiodactyla, Lipotidae. Gene Ontology annotation, molecular function: phosphatidylserine decarboxylase activity. The transcript is spliced from 8 exons. The record is from RefSeq and is a predicted model, not a curated record. Bases 2 to 1231 code for a protein of 409 amino acids. Gene Ontology annotation, biological process: phosphatidylethanolamine biosynthetic process.
GAUGGCGGCGUCCGUGGGGCCGGGUUGUUUGAGGUUGCUGCGCGGGGUCGCGCCGUGGCGGAGCAGGCGCCAUCACUGUGAAGACAUUGCCCUGAGCCAUUUCCUUCAGUCCUUAAGGAAGCUGCCUCUCAGAACCUUUUCCACAAAUGCCAGAAGAGUCCACACUGCCCCUGCCCGAACCUUGUCCCUGCUGCGCCCCCUGCUCUUUUUGGUCGCGACGGGUGGCGGGUACGCAGGUUUCCGGCAGUAUGAGAAGUACCAGGAGCGAGAAUGGGAGAAGCUGGGCUUGGAGAUCCCACCCAAACUUGCUGGUCACUGGGAGGUGGCCCUGUACAAGUCGGUGCCGACGCGCUUGCUAUCGCGGGCUUGGGGCCGCCUCAACCAAGUGGAGCUGCCACACUGGUUGCGCAGGCCCGUCUACAGCCUGUACAUCUGGACUUUCGGGGUUAACAUGAAGGAGGCCGCCGUGGAGGACCUGCACCACUACCGCAACCUCAGCGAGUUCUUCCGGCGCAAGCUGAAGCCACAGGCCCGGCCCGUGUGCGGCCUGCACAGCGUGAUCAGCCCAUCGGAUGGGAAGAUCCUCAACUUCGGGCAGGUGAAGAACUGCGAGGUGGAGCAGGUGAAGGGGGUCACCUACUCGCUGGAGUCGUUCCUGGGCCCUCGCACCCCCGCGGAGGACCUGCCCUUCCCACCAGCCACCUCCUGUGGCUCCUUCAGGAGCCAGCUGGUCACCCGAGAAGGGAACGAGCUCUACCACUGUGUCAUCUACCUGGCCCCCGGGGACUACCACUGCUUCCAUUCCCCCACUGACUGGACUGUCUCCCACCGGCGCCACUUCCCAGGCUCCCUGAUGUCCGUGAACCCCGGCAUGGCCCGCUGGAUCAAAGAGCUCUUCUGCCACAAUGAGAGGGUAGUCCUGACUGGGGACUGGAAACAUGGCUUCUUCUCACUGACAGCUGUGGGGGCCACCAACGUGGGCUCCAUCCGCAUCUACUUUGACCGGGACCUGCACACAAACAGCCCACGGUACAGCAAGGGCUCCUACAAUGACUUCAGCUUCGUGACGCACACGAACAAGGAGGGCAUCCCCAUGCGCAAGGGCGAGCACCUGGGCGAGUUCAACCUGGGCUCCACCAUUGUGCUCAUCUUCGAGGCCCCCAAGGACUUCAACUUCAAGCUGAAAGCGGGACAGAAAAUCCGAUUCGGGGAGGCUCUGGGCUCUCUCUAGAGCCCCUUUCAUGGCCACAGCUGCUGAGGGGUCUUUUCCACAGAAAUGUGAGGGUCUUUUCAAGGGGAACCUCUGAGGCUAUCUAGGGAGGGGACCAUCAGGUCUGACCAGGCAGGACCUGGGUGACUUCUGUCCCUGCUGCCCAGGGUGCAGACAAGGUUGUCAGAGCCCCUUUCAUG